GAGCACAGAGGCAGGGUUAGGGAGGAGGAGAGGAACUCUGAUGACGGAUAGAGGAGAAAACUGGCUUUAGGAAAGCAGCCACACUGCAGUUCGCCCUGAUUUACUUCUGAUUCCUGGGGACAGAUCGCAUCACCGUGUCCGUGUGCUGGAUCGAGCUGGCCGACCAGACGAGGAUGUCGCUGCACAAACCUGCCCUUAGACGAAGCGCCUCUACAUUAGAGUCGACCAAUCGUGGCAGCCCUUUAGUGAACCCGCCCACAUCCCUCAAUCUGCGCUCUUCUCUCAAUCAACAGCUGGGCCGUGACAUCACAAGGGGAGGAGUUUCUGUGGAGGCACACAAUUCUGCUGGUCUUCCAAAGAACCGCCAGAAAUAUGCCCUAACCAGCUUGCAAAAUGCUAUGGGCCUGGAUGGAAGUCCUGCCUCUGGAAGGGUUAAACCAGUUCCCACAAAAUCUGCCUCUUCCUCUUCCCUUUGUUCGUUUUCUCUCUCGUUCUCCUCGUCCAACUCGAAACUGGCAAAAAAUGGCACCAAUCUCCAGUUAAAAGAGACGCAAUUUGACCUGAAUAGAAAAGACACAAACCGUAAUGACAUCACGGAUGAGUGUGGGCGUGAUUGUCCGGAAGCCUUUGCCAAAAAUGAUGAGAAAAACAUGCCCUUCAGACGAAGGACAAAAAGUUUUUUGGAAUAUCACCGUGAAGAGGAGGAGGAAGAAUCUCCUGCGAAAGAAAUCCAGACCCUGGAUGAAGAGAAACCGUGCCUGCCCAAGCUGGAGCUUCAAAACUGGGCCAAGGAGAACAGGGUGGAGGCCCAUCUCACACUCCCUCAGAAUCACCUGCUGCUUAUAGCCAAUGAAGAGGAGGAAGAGCACCAGAGCCCGGCCCACACUCACCUGAGUCCCGCCCCUACUCCGGUAAAGUGUGUGAAAGAGGAUAGAGGCAAAGAUGGUGGGAAGGUUUUGCCAAAACCACAUUUCACAGGAGAAAGAAGAGAGACUCCACCCUCUUCCUUGCCAAUAGCUCGGUCUCUGGUCCCACCGAAUUCUUUGCCCAUGGCCCCACUCAUUGUGGCACACCCAAAAGACAAACAGAUGGAGGAGGAAGAGGAAGAAGAGGAUGAUGAUUCGAGCUGGACAACACUGUCUCAGGAGAGUCCAUCUGUAGAGACACCACAGGAGACAGGGGCAUGCAGUGACUCAGCGCUGCCCCCUGUGUGGCAGAAGGAAGAUGAUGCGGCGUCUGAUGUCUAUCUCUGGCACAACAGCACGCAACAGGACCGACCCGUAACCGAUAGCAAACAGAACCAAGAGGGUGGUGCAAGCUCGCUGUGUGUACCCUCAGCUAAGACACAGUGUGAGAGGCCGAGUAGUAUUGUUUCAGACAGCUCUGUGGAGCCUGUGCCUUCGUCUGCUGCCUCGUCGCCGUCUUCAUCCUCACUCUACGAAGCAACCACAGGAAGCUUCCUCAAUAACAACUACCUGGACCCGAAGGAGACCGCCGCCCCUCCCGACCCCAGACAGAGUGCAAGCGGGAUAGGAGAUGAACGGCGAGAGCUGGACUGUGCUGGGGCUCGCUGCAUGCCGUACAGCUACGUCAACCUGAGAUACACCAGAGCUAAAGUUCCAGCUCCUCCUGCUGAUACAGUGAUCCCCAUCAAUGACUUCGAGACACACGUGUAUCGGGUGCGCUCUCUCGGCUGGAUGGAAGUGUGCGAGUCCGACAUGGUGUCCGGCAGCAUCGUGAUCAGCGACUGCAUCAGACUCCUUCAGCACUCGAAAACACACGCUCCAUACAGGAGAGAAAGAGAGAGCGCAGGGGAAAUGGAGGAGGGAAAAGCAAUGCUGUUAAUGCUGCAGGACGCCACUCUGACCCUGAUCGACCCUGUAGAUCACACCCUUCUCCACUCUCAGCCAAUCGGCAGCAUCCGCAUCUGGGGAGUUGGGCGGGGCCACAGCAGGGAUUUCGCGUACGUGGCUCGGGAUAAAAACACACAUGUGCUGAAAUGUCACGUGUUCCAGUGUGACAGUUCUGCCGAAGCCAUCGCUGCCAGCCUGAAUCAGAUCUGCUCCGGGAUUAUGGCGGAGAAGAAGAACGGGAAAACGGCGAGCGGCUCGUCCCUGUCCAGUACCGACGUCCCGCUACAAGUAGACUUUCCCACACCAAAGACCGAACUACAACAGAGCUUUCGUGUUCUUUACCUGGGAAUGACCUCUGUGUCCCGUCCCAUAGGGAUGGACAUUAUAAAUGGAGCGAUUGAUAGCUUGGUGUCAUCCACGGGGAAGGAUGAUUGGACCGCAGUGCUGCUGAAUGUGGAAGAGGCGACAGUCAGCGUUAUCAAAGAGAAGGAGGAGGAGGAGGAAGUUCUGGUGGAGUGCCGUGUGCGUUUCCUGUCGUUUAUGGGCGUCGGGCGUGACGUGCACACGUUCGCCUUCAUCAUGGACUCGGGCAACCAGCACUUUCAGUGUCACGUGUUCUGGUGUGAGCCCAAUGCUGGGAGUGUGUCCGAAGCCAUGCAGUCUGCCUGCAUGCUACGCUAUCAGAAAUGCCUGGUCUCUCAGAAGUCCUCCACCUGUUCUUCUCCGUCGUCUUCGGACUCGGUGACACGCCGUGUGACCACCAGCGUGAAGCGCGGCGUCCAGUCCAUCAUAGACACUCUGAAAAAGAAACCCGCCCCUGAGCUGCCCCACCAAUGACGCCGUUGCUCGGCCUACGACCACCGACAGGACGCGUAAAUAAAAACAAACGUAUAACUCUGUACAGCCAAGGAGAAACAAAAAAAUACAGGAAGUAAGAAGGAAGAGAUGACCUUAGGGGUGAAGCUUCAUUCGUUGAUUUUUGGACUCCAUGAAGCAUGCCUUGGACAAACCACACAAUUACACUCAAGCCACAGACAGACACACAGUGUGAGCUGCGCGUUGCUCCGUUACCAUCAUGUUGAUGUCGGUGAAGAAACUUUUUUUUUUUUUCGUGUCUGAUGUCAUGAUAAUGUUAAAAUUCACGCCUGUUCUGGACGUCUGGGCCUGUGAGCCUUGGUUCGAGACUUUGCCGUGACUUACGGUCAGUGAGAUGAAAUGAAACGUCGAGGCGGCCAGGUUCGGUUGGGAAACCGAUUGCACAUGGGUAAAAUAACGUAUGUCCAGGGGUGUCAGACCACCUCUACUCCCAAAAUCUCUCCCUGGAGAACAAGCAUCAAUGUAGCACGUGAUGUAGCACAAGAUCCGUCUCGUAAACUGCACUUCUCUCAGAGCCCCCUACUGGAGAAGUAGUGUAUUGUUGCAUUUCCUGAGCUUUGCUACAGUCCUGGUGCGAAUUACAAGAAGACAACUGGACCAACAUACACUAUAUGGACAAAGGAUUGUGGACACCUCACUAUAAGAUUUAAACUCAAUUCUUCUAUUUUCCACUAGAUCAGCCACAAUAAAGUAUGAAUAAAGUCAGCAGGAGGCCUGGAGUGUAAUCAGAAUUCCAAUUCAUCCUAAAUGUGUUCAGUAGGGUUUUAUAGCACUAGGAGGAGAUCUCAAAGUCCUACCCAUGUAAAGUAUCUUCAUUUAGCUGGUGCACAGGAGCAUUGUUAUUCUGGAACAGGUUAGGGUCUCCUAGUUCAAUUGAAUGGAAAAUGUAAUACUACUGCAUCGAAGGACGUCCUAUUCUAUAGUGUGCUUCAAACCUUUUCUGGUAACAGUUUGAGGAAGAAGCACAUAUGGCUGGAAAAGUCAGGUGUCCCAAUACUGUUGUCCAUAUAGUGUAUGGACGACACUGUUGUUGAUGUGGUUGACCAACACGUGGACGAUUUCGACAUGUAAAAGUAACAGACUUUCCUUUUAAACCCGUGUGUAACUCUUCCCUAACAACUACGCUAAGCAACAAUGGACACGUAAUCAAAUGUAAAGAAUGAUUAAUGUUACUGUGGUGAAUAUAUAGGCGUGUUCUAAGCGAAUCAUGGGUGUGGCCACGUCCAGCUGUUUUAAAAUUCCGAUAAAAAAAAAAAAAACACGUACACUCUGUUGCGUAAUUCACUCACUCUUAUUAAUUUGUUUCAAGUACGUUUUGAUCCUAUAAUAAACCCCAAGUUUCUGAAUAAAGCUUGAGCCCCAGAGGUGUGGCAAGGGGGAAAAAAAAGAAAGGCUUCUUACAGUUUAUAAGCAGAUUGUAACUCACCUGUGUCCCUGAAUCUCAGCGUAUUAAUGUCCAUGAUGUCCCUGUGCUAA
Molecule: messenger RNA, 4205 nt
Organism: Silurus meridionalis
Lineage: Eukaryota; Metazoa; Chordata; Actinopteri; Siluriformes; Siluridae
Gene: apbb2a
Product: amyloid beta precursor protein binding family B member 2
Exons: 14
Coding region: 174-2690 (838 amino acids)
Biological process (GO): regulation of DNA-templated transcription
Cellular component (GO): cytoplasm; nucleus
Molecular function (GO): transcription factor binding; amyloid-beta binding
Source: RefSeq, a predicted model, not a curated record